UACAUUGAAUAAACGUAACUAUUGAAGUGAAUCAAAACAAGUUCAAAGUGAUGUAAAGCUGAAGUAUAUAUAAAAAUAAAAUAAAGUGAGCCUGUAUUUAUAGAGGACAAGAAAUACUAUUUGAUAAAUUAAUUUCCAUUAAAAAGGUUUAGUUAGUUAAAAUGUCUGUUAUAAAUCAAGUCAUAGCAACAGGCAUCGUGAGUUACCUGUGCAUGAUGAUGGGAGUCAUGUUCACGUGGCCAGCAUCAGUCCUGGAACUUUUCGGCUCACAGAACACGACUCUCAAUAGAGUAAUGACAGAGACAGAGCUCUCACUCCUCAGCAGUUUGGCAUCUGUUAGUGGAUUGCUAUCUGUGCCUUUUUCCGGGCCUGUGCUAGAUAGGCUGGGCAGAAAAUAUACUUGUGUUUUAUUUUCGCUACUUCAAGUGAUUGCAUGGACCAUCAUAGCGUCAUCCAACAACGUUUAUGCAGUACUAUCCUCAGUCUUCAUCUGUGGGAUUACCAGUUGCACACUGCUUGUACUACCAUUGUACAUCGGGGAGUUCUGCCAGGAGUCUAUACGAGGAGCAAUGGGUUCAGCUGUUAUAAUGUUCUUCGGGAUUGGCAUACUGGUAUCAUAUAUGUUGGGAGGGCUUGUGAAAUAUCAAAUAAUGAAUUACAUAUGUCUUGCGAUGAGUGUUUUGGGUACUGUUAUGUUAUCUUAUUUAAAGGAGUCGCCAUUGAUUUUGAUCAAAUGGGGAAUGGAUGAUGAGGCGGCAAAGAACAUUGCAUUCUUUAGAGGAGUAAAGGUUAAUUCCGUUGAAGUUCAUACAGAAAUGGAGAAUAUUCGACGUGCUCUUAACCCAGAAUUAGAUGAUGCAACACCUGAAGAAGAGAAAUUAAAGCCGCAGUUGGACAGUCCAAAACUAUCUAUUUGGCAGUUUAUGAAGAAAUCCCGGUCGACUCGGCGUGCUCUGCUUGUUUGCCUUGUUUUGUGUUCAGCCACCGCCUUCCAGGGUGUGAUAGCGGUGCAGGUUUAUGCAGUUCCGAUAUUCGCGCUUGCAAUGCCAACCAUAUCACCUACACUGUGCAGCGUUAUAUUCGGUAUUGUUACCGUUAUAUCAGGAGUCUUUGCUGUUUAUCUCGUGGAGUCUCUCGGAAGAAAGUCACUGAUGGUGUAUAUGUCGCUGGGGUCUGCUGUGUUCUGCGUUUUACUGGGGACACAGAUUCAACUAUCAUGGGGGCCCCAGUGGAUUUCUGCUGUGUUCAUAUACCUCUUCACCAUAACGUACACCAUCGGUGCGGGAACCGUGCCUUAUGUAUAUGUUGCUGAAGUUUUUUUGCCUGAGAUUAAAGGUUUUACGUCAAUGCUGGCCAUGGAAUGGAUGUUUUUGGGAGCUUUCAUCAUUCUAUACAUCUACACUCCCUUGGUUAACAGUAUAGGGCUGGGUCCAAUGUUCUACAUUUUUGCUGCAGUGUGUCUAGCAACAACCGUGUUCUGCGCAAUCUGGAUGCCAGAGACCAAGGGUCUAACCGUUGAUGUUAUUCAACAGAAGUUCGCCACACCAAAAUACAUUUCUAGUAAACGAUAGAUAUUAUAA
Messenger RNA from Leptidea sinapis, 1580 nucleotides. RefSeq names its product facilitated trehalose transporter Tret1-like. The transcript is spliced from 9 exons. Gene Ontology annotation, molecular function: transmembrane transporter activity. Lineage: Eukaryota; Metazoa; Arthropoda; Insecta; Lepidoptera; Pieridae. Bases 162 to 1571 code for a protein of 469 amino acids. Gene Ontology annotation, cellular component: membrane. The record is from RefSeq and is a predicted model, not a curated record. Gene Ontology annotation, biological process: transmembrane transport.